Messenger RNA from Anisakis simplex (herring worm), 222 nucleotides. The record is from the annotation of a GenBank genome assembly. Lineage: Eukaryota; Metazoa; Nematoda; Chromadorea; Rhabditida; Anisakidae.
AUGAGGCGUGCAGGUGGGGAACAACAGGAUAUCGAAGAUGCACAACAUCCAGAGCCAUUGAAAUAUAAAUUCGAGUUGGAUUUGGUGGAGAAAUUGAGACGGGGCGAGGAUUUGAUAACGAAUGAGGAGGAAUUUAGACCGAAGAAGACGGAGAGUGUGUUCGGGGAGCGAUUGCUGGGGAGGUACUUCAAUCCGCUGGCUGAGAAGUUUAGGAAAUAUUGA